GACAGUGGCUACAGGAUGAAUGACAACCAGAUGAUUAACCACUUCCCGAACCACUACGAGCUGUCGCGGAAGGACCUGCUGGUGAAGAACAUCAAGCGCUACCGCAAGCAGCUGGAGCGCGACAAGGAGCCGGGGGCGGAGCGCAGUGACGUCACGAGCCGCUACGUCUACCUCGACUUCGUGCCCGUCACCUUCGUGCUGCCCGCAGACUACAACAUGUUCGUGGAGGAGUACCGCAAGAGCCCGCAGAGCACGUGGAUCAUGAAGCCGUGCGGGAAGUCGCAGGGCGCGGGCAUCUUCCUCAUCAACAAGCUGUCCAAGCUGAAGCGGUGGUCGCGCGAGAGCAAGAUGCCCUUCAACCCGGCGCUCGUCAAGGAGUCCUACGUCAUCUCUCGGUACAUCGGCAACCCGCUGCUGAUCGGCGGCAAGAAGUUCGACCUCCGGCUGUACGUGCUGGUCACUUCGUUCCGGCCGCUCAAGGCGUACCUCUUCCGGCUGGGCUUCUGCCGCUUCUGCACCGUCAAGUACGACGCCAGCAUACAGGAGCUGGACAACAUGUACGUCCACCUCACCAACGUCUCCGUCCAGAAGCACGGAGGCGAGUACAACGGCAUCCACGGCGGCAAGUGGAGCGUGCAGAACCUGCGGCUGUACCUGGAGAGCACGCGCGGCAAGGCCGUCACGGAGCGCCUCUUCGACUCCGUGUCGUGGCUGAUCGUGCACUCGCUCAAGGCCGUCGCGCCCGUCAUGGCCAACGACCGCCACUGCUUCGAGUGCUACGGCUACGACAUCAUCAUCGACAACAAGCUCAAGCCCUGGCUGGUCGAGGUGAACGCGUCGCCGUCGCUGACGUCGACGACUGUGAACGACCGCAUCCUCAAGUACAAGCUCAUCGACAACAUCAUCUCCGUGGUGCUGCCCCCGGACGGCGUGCCCGACGUCCGGUGGAACAAGGUGCCAUCGCAGGAGGCACUUGGGAACUUCGAGCUGCUGCUGGACGAGGAGCUGGCCAGCGGCCACGGACACGGCCAUUGCGAUCCAGAAACAGGUUUCCUGCUCCAGGUGACGUCAGCAGAUACCCAGUAUGACAGCAGUUGCUGUGGUACGGGACUCCAGUCUCCUGCGUCACAAACUGUCCCAGUGAGCGAACGUGCUGUCCUCUUGAACGGAAGUCUCUGUGCAGGGAUGGAGAAAGACAUCGGCAACGGCGAACUGCAAGCACUAGAGGAGAGGACUGGAAUCCCAGAAUGCAAUUCAAAAACAAAGGCUUCUCCAGCAUUUGAGGAGGUCCUGGACGCCAUUGGGUCCCGGGGGAAGUUCCAGAUGAGGCUGAACAUCGUCUUCGUUUGCUUUGCCUCAUGCUUCGACCUUAUGAGUGUCAACAUGUUCUACCUGGCUAUGCAGACUCCAGAUCACUGGUGCUACGUCCCUGGCAGGGAACUUUCCAACCUUUCAGUUGAGCAGUGGAAGAACCUCACCAUACCAAGGGAAGGAGCCUCGUUCAGCAAGUGCCUGAUGUACAACCACAGCGAUGUGACGGACUUCGGCGGCAGCAGGGAACCUGUGAAGUGCCAGCACGGGUGGGAGUACGACGACACCUGGUUCUCCCUGACGGUGACGUCACAGAUGAACUGGGUCUGCGACAACCAGCAGGCCGUCAAUGACGUCUUGUUCUACUCACAGAUUAUUGGAGUGGCGCUGGGGUUACUGUUUGGCUACAUAGGCGACAUGUACGGCCGACGCCCCCAGCAGCUGCUGUGCCUGUCAGCCCACGUGCUCAGCAGAGUGCUGGUCGUCCUCGCUCCACACGUGCUGCCGCUCUUCAUCCUGGCAACAUCCCUCGUGUCAGCUGCGGCUGGGCCCAUGGUAGAAUCGGUCUUGUCUGUUGGUAAGUGUUAA
This is a messenger RNA of Schistocerca piceifrons (Central American locust), 1899 nucleotides long. Its product is annotated as polyglutamylase complex subunit TTLL1-like. The transcript has 11 exons. Gene Ontology annotation, cellular component: cilium. The record is from RefSeq and is a predicted model, not a curated record. NCBI's taxonomy places the organism in Eukaryota, Metazoa, Arthropoda, Insecta, Orthoptera, Acrididae. Gene Ontology annotation, biological process: microtubule cytoskeleton organization; protein polyglutamylation. Gene Ontology annotation, molecular function: tubulin-glutamic acid ligase activity; tubulin binding. The coding region runs from base 16 to 1899 and encodes 627 amino acids.